Molecule: messenger RNA, 582 nt
Organism: Linum tenue
Lineage: Eukaryota; Viridiplantae; Streptophyta; Magnoliopsida; Malpighiales; Linaceae
Source: the annotation of a GenBank genome assembly
AUGGCCUGCACCAUCGAUUUCCGCUACCUUGACGAAGGCUUUGGCGGCAAGACCUACAAGCGCAAGCGCGAGGCCGAGGCAGCCGCCGCCGCUGGCUACAGCAACGAUGACUCCAUGGAGAUCGACUCUUCCUUGCCCCCGCCGGCAAAGCGGUCGGCGGUCCCCUCCGCCGACAAUCCCGACAAGCCGACCUUCGGGACCCCAACCUACGACGGAGUGAUUGCGGGGAGGGUCUCGGGAAGGAACUGGAAGCAGGCCAGAAAGCAGCGGUCGUCGGCCAAGGUGGUGAGCAGGCGAGUGGCGCCGUUCGAGGAGAGGCAGAAGGAGAAGCAGAUCAAGAAGGCAUACAGAGAAAGGGUGAACGAGCUGAAGGAGGUGAUCAGGAGCAACAAAGUGGAGAAGAGGAAGGCCAGGGAAGAGAGGGAAAAGAGGAAGAAGGAGAAUGUGCUCAAGUCUGGUACCAAGCUGCAGAGGAUCAGUAAUCCCAAGACUCUGCAGAAGAUCGCCAAGUCGAAAGAUCGGAAAUCGCUCAAAGUCGUUCCUGAUGCUGUUUUCAAUAAGAACAUCAAGGGCAAGAAGUAG